Molecule: messenger RNA, 1221 nt
Organism: Helianthus annuus (common sunflower)
Lineage: Eukaryota; Viridiplantae; Streptophyta; Magnoliopsida; Asterales; Asteraceae
Product: AB hydrolase superfamily protein YfhM
Exons: 4
Coding region: 137-1075 (312 amino acids)
Molecular function (GO): hydrolase activity
Source: RefSeq, a predicted model, not a curated record
CUACCCUUAUAUGUAAAGUGUGUUAGUUGGAUCUUUAAAUAAUGUUUAUGAUUGUUCGAAAUUUAAUAUAUGUUAAUUUGCGUUAUGAUUGUUCAGUCCUAUCAUCAAUCUAUCUAAGUAAAAUUUUUCAACUUCAAUGGAUCAGAUAGUGCAUAAGUUCAUUGAAGUCAACGGACUGAAGCUUCACGUAGCCGAGAUCGGAAACAUAUCAUCUCCGGCGGUUGUUUUUCUCCACGGUUUCCCGGAGAUAUGGUACAGCUGGCGCCACCAGAUGAUCGCCGUCGCCAAUGCCGGUUACAGAGCUAUUGCUCCCGAUUUUCGAGGCUACGGACUCUCAGAUCCUUCUCCGGCGACGGAAGACAUUGGAUUUUCCGUUCUUGUUGACGACGUUCUCGCAAUCGUUGAUUCACUCGACAUUAAUAAGAUUUUCAUAAUCGCGAAAGAUUUUGGCGUAAGACCAGCUUUCCUCAUUGCGCUUCGAUACCCCACGAGGGUAACAGGAGUUAUAUCGCUUGGUGUCCCACAUCGGCCCUUCAAACCUCGUACAUACCACAUAGAGCUGCCUGAAGGUUUCUAUAUCAACAGAUGGAGGGAACCUGGAAGAGCGGAAGCUGAUUUCAGCCGAUUUGACGUAAAAACAGUCCUCCGAAACAUAUACAUCUUGUUUUCUAGAAGCGAAAUCCCAAUCGCCAACGAAAACCAAGAAAUAAUGGAUAUAGUGAGCCCGUCUACCCCUUUACCAUCGUGGUUCACACACGAUGAUCUUUCCGCCUAUGGAGCUCUAUACAAGAAAUCCGGUUUACUUGAACCACUCAAAGUUCCUUAUAGGUCAUCCGAAGAAGAAUACGGCAUAGAAGAUCCUGUGAUCAAGAAUCCGAUGUUACUGAUCGUCGGAGAAAAGGAUUAUUUCUUGAAGUUUCCGGGAGUGGAAGAUUUUAUAACGAGUGGAACGGUUAAACAAUUUGCGUCGGAUCUAGAGAUAGAAUACGUGGCGGAAGGGAGCCAUUUUGUUCAAGAACAGUUUCCAGAGAAGCUAAACCGGCUAAUUCUCGCGUUCCUCCAUAAGCAUAGCUGAUCAUAAUCCCACCGGUUCGGUUCGGUUCAACUCACAAGGGCAGGCUUCAUUUCAAUAUUGUGUGAUGAUAUGUUUAUAAGAUACUUAAAUCUUAUAUGUUUCUACUUAUUAGUGAUGUUUAUAGUAGAUUUAACGAGUAAAUAAUA